Molecule: messenger RNA, 1894 nt
Organism: Leucoraja erinaceus (little skate)
Lineage: Eukaryota; Metazoa; Chordata; Chondrichthyes; Rajiformes; Rajidae
Product: acidic mammalian chitinase-like
Exons: 11
Coding region: 165-1436 (423 amino acids)
Biological process (GO): carbohydrate metabolic process; chitin catabolic process
Cellular component (GO): extracellular region
Molecular function (GO): chitinase activity; chitin binding
Source: RefSeq, a predicted model, not a curated record
GGCACAGGGUGUGUGCGCGUCCCGCCGGCUCUGCGCACGCGCCGGGUUUUGGCGGGAGCGGUGGAUGUCCGCCGGCCGUCGAGGAGGAGAGGCGCGAGCGGCCGGUGCCCGCUGAGGAAACAGCGAAUAUAAUAAUAAUAACACUGCAUCAAAACGCUGGAACAAUGUUUGGCCUCUUUGGACUCGUCAUUUUAUCUCAAUUGCAACUUGGCAGUAAUUUCAAACUUGUCUGUUAUUUCACAAAUUGGGCACAGUAUAGAACUGGGAUUGGUCGUUACAUGCCUGAGGAGAUUGACCCUUUUCUGUGCACCCAUCUGGUGUAUGCUUUUGUCAAAAUGGAUACAAAUCAUAAAGUUAUGAAAGUCGAAUGGAAUGAUGAAUCGUUGUACAAAAUAUUUAAUGAUCUGAAACUGAAGAAUACCAAGUUGAAGACACUGCUGGCAAUAGGAGGGGCAACUUUUGGUUCUACACUCUUUAAUAGCAUGGUGUCUACUCUGGCAAAUAGACAAGGAUUUAUCAAUUCUGUGAUUAGUUUUGUGAGGAAGUACCAGUUUGAUGGUUUUGAUCUGGAUUGGGAAUAUCCAGGUUCCGCUGGAAAUCCAACAGAAAAUAAACAGCGUUUCACAGCAUUGGUAAAGGAAAUGAAAGCUGCUUUUGUAAAGGAAGGAAAAACAUCAGGAAAACCUAGAUUACUGAUUACAGCUGCUGUGGCUGCUGCUAAAGGCACCAUUGAUAAUAGUUAUGAAGUGGCUAAAAUUGCUGAACAACUGGACUUUAUACAUGUGAUGUCUUAUGAUUACACCGGUGGCUGGAACACUUUCACUGGACACCAUAGUCCUUUGUUUCGUGGAAGCCAAGAUCGUUUCGACUUUGUGUACUACAAUACAGCGUAUACUGUUAAUUAUUAUCGAACCAAAGGUGCACCCAGAAGUAAGCUGAUAGUUGGAAUUCCAACUUAUGGACGAAGCUUUAAACUUACUACUGGUGAUACAAAGGUUGGUGCUCCAGCAUCUGGUCCUGGACCGAAAGGCGCAAUUACGAAAGCAGAAGGUAUCCUGGCAAAUUAUGAGGUAUGUGACUUUUUGAAAGGAGCAAAAAGAUUUUGGAUUGAAGAUCAGAAGGUUCCGUAUGCAGUCAAGGGAGAUGUAUGGCUGGGCUAUGAUGACAAGGAAAGUGUUAUUGCCAAAAUUAAGUGGACGAAGGAGGAACAUUUUGGAGGAGCUUUAGUGUGGACACUUGAUUUUGAUGAUUUAAACAACCAUUGUAAACAAGGUGUAAGUCCUCUAUUGCAAACGGCGAAGAAUGAGCUGUCAAACAAUUCAGAACAUCAGAAUGGCAAGAGUCCACGAAGUCCACAUUCCUCGGAGACAGGUUUCCUCCAUGCGGUUGUCUUAAUGCUGUGGUGUGGCCUUGUUAUUUUCAAAGUGACGCCUUGACCCAUGUAGGACGUUCUUUGACUUUGACCGCUGUAUUGUAGUCAAAAGGACUUGGAAGGGUUCCUCAAAGCAGGGGAGCAGGUUGGUUUUACGCUUAAAAGCUUUGAUGUGAAUUAAAUCGUCAGGUUCUAGAGUGGCACCUCCUGUUUGCUGGGUCAAUCUGUCUCUCACCUGAGAAUGAAAGCUGGAAAUGCAUUUGGUUAGAGCAAUAAAGUAGCUGAGCAUAUCCUUAUUCAUCUGGUUAAUGUCCAUUUGUUUCACCGUAAAAGGUGCAGAAAAGGGAAAGCGCAGCGACCAGCCCAACAAAACGUCAUGAGAGAGACUGGUCAUUUUAAAACCAAGGGCAGGGCAUCAACACAUUUCAGACCAGUUUCUGCACAUAUUUGUGCAAGUCUGUUCUUGAGCAUUCCAUUAUAUAAUUCAACAUGUCCCACAGACAGAGAGAGGGUGGUAGUUGC